Molecule: messenger RNA, 863 nt
Organism: Trichobilharzia regenti
Lineage: Eukaryota; Metazoa; Platyhelminthes; Trematoda; Strigeidida; Schistosomatidae
Source: the annotation of a GenBank genome assembly
GAACAAAUUUUUUUUUUAAAAAAUUGGUUGGAAUAAUGCUGCUUCAUUGGUUAUUCUGCCUCUCAUCACUUUACAUCUGCCUACAAAGUGUCAACUCACAACCAGCGAAUGCAGAACUUCAGAAAUUACUUCAACUGCACAAUGAAUAUAGACAUAAGGUGAUGAAUUGUGAAUUAACAAAUCAACCACCAGCUAAAUAUCUUCCAGAUCUUCAGUGGGAUAAUGAGCUCGCCCAACUUGCACAAAAAUUAGCAGAUACUUGUAUAUUUGAUCAUGACGAACCUAAAUCACGUAAAUUUAGUUAUGUUGGACAAAAUGUAGCUGGAAGUGCAACGGUUGAGAUAGCUGUAAAAGCAUGGUUUGAAGAGUAUAAAUAUUAUAAUUUUUAUACACAAGGCUGUUCCUAUAUGUGUGGACAUUAUACACAGAUGGUCUGGGAGAAAACCACACACGUUGGAUGUGGUGUGAAAGUUUGUCCACGUUCAGACUACGGAUUAUCCAUCGUUUGCAAUUACGGAGAAGGUGGUAAUUGGAAGGGUCAACAUCCUUAUGAAACAAAGCCACAAAAUGAAUGUGGUCAAAAACACGUUCCAGCUCAAAAAGCGCCCAAGCCAACUGUCGCCCCUACCACUACCACAACAACAGCACCAAUUCGAAAGUCAUCCUAUACCAGAAGAUCAUCUGAACCUGAUUGGAUACAACUCAAAUCCACCUGGAGUCAAUACACCGCUGCUCAGCAUCUUAAAGGAAAUAUAGCUCAAACAUGUGUUUGUUUUCACUGAGUCAGGCGAAGUGCAGAAGUAAUUGCUUCAUAUAAUUUAAUUGAUAUUCUUUUCCCAAAUAAAGUUUAUGAUUUUAUCAAA